Molecule: messenger RNA, 1017 nt
Organism: Colletotrichum siamense
Lineage: Eukaryota; Fungi; Ascomycota; Sordariomycetes; Glomerellales; Glomerellaceae
Exons: 1
Coding region: 1-1017 (338 amino acids)
Source: RefSeq, a predicted model, not a curated record
AUGGAGGGCCCCUACUGCAAGCCCACCUGGCUGACAUCCUCCUGGUCCGAGUCCAACGUCCCCCGCAAGGUCGACUGCGAGCGGCUCGCCAAGUUCGUCCAGAACAAUAGUGCCCGCGUCAAGUUUAAGGACCGUGACGUUGGCUACUGGGCCAAGUUCGCCGCCCACGGCACCUGCGGCAUCAUGUUCAAGACCACCAAGCCCGGCAUCGUCGUCACCAACAGAGACAUGCUCCGCUUCGUAGACAACGUCAUCCGCUGGGAGGAGUGCAACACCGACGACGGCGGCGUCACCGGCAAGAUGGGCGUCUGGUGCAUUCUCGACGGAAGCAGGCCCAUCCACAACGGCGAGUUCAGCCUCUUCUGGCGCAACCCCAACCUUCCCUCCGGCGAGCUCGACCGCCGCGACAGCGACAUCGAUGCCGAGGCCUUCAAGACCCCCGACUACAGCAACAUCAAGCUCGUCGAGGCCAACGCCACCGAGCCCAACGCCCCCGCCGACGAUGCCGCCCACGUCACCUGGGUCGACGUCGCCGUCCUUGACAAGGACGGCAACAACGCCACCUUCCAGGUCAACGGCAACGUCCGGUCCGAGGUCAAGACGCUCGGCGGCAAAUCCGAGCAGGUCAUCACGCCUCUGGGCCCCUCGAAGCGCUGCAACGGCAAGACGAUCUGGAUGGGCGGUGCGCACAAGGACUCGGCGCUCGUCGAGGACUGCAAGACGCUCAUGAUCUACAUCCGCGAGCACCGCAAGUUCUGGAUGUUCAACGCGGACGAGGUGCGCGCCGCGCGCGUCGGCGACCUGACCCCGAUCAUCAAGUACCAGACGUGCCACUUCGCGUACGGCCCGCGCUACUUCAGCGUCAUCGGCAACAUGGACAUUGAGCGUCUGCUCGAGGGCGCCAUCGAGCACCUCGACAACACCCACGGUCGCAUGCGCGGCUGGGGCAACAUCGGCUGCGACCUCGAGGAGCAGUUCGGCAACAAGGCCCACGGCGCCUGGCAGAUCUACCCCUAG